Messenger RNA from Aspergillus puulaauensis, 2505 nucleotides. RefSeq lists its product as uncharacterized. Lineage: Eukaryota; Fungi; Ascomycota; Eurotiomycetes; Eurotiales; Aspergillaceae. Bases 1 to 2505 code for a protein of 834 amino acids. The record is from RefSeq and is a predicted model, not a curated record. The transcript has 3 exons.
AUGAGCACCGAGUCCAAGGACAACGCCCCACAGUCACUGAAGGAGUUCUGGGACAAGACCAUCAUCCACUUCCAGGAGCGCACGGGCCAGAGACUCGAUGGCGUCUCCAGGAGCCUCGACGAUCUCCAAAAGACCCUCAAGGACCACUAUGACGACCGGCGUGACAGCGACGAUGUUUCCAAGGCAAAGGGGAUUGGAUUCCAGAUCAUCCACUGCAUCCAGCUGCUAGGUGGCAUUGCGGCCGAGGGUGCAUCGAUGGUAUUCGCCCCGGCAGGUCUCUGCUUCAACGCCUUGUCCUUUCUGCUCGACAUUCCCAAGAAAGUCCAUGAGUUCCACGGCGAGGUCGAUGCGAUCUUCGAGGAAGUUGGACCGGCGCUGGCCCAGUUCCGCAUCUACCAGCGGAUGGAAGCAAACACCCAGAUCGACGAGGCUCUGCGGAUGUCUAUAUUCGAGGUCAUGACGUGCUUCGUGGAUCUGUGCGCGGACUGCAUGGCCAUCCAUAAAGAGGGGCGAUGGAAAAGCUUCAGGCGCAGCGCCAAAAGGAUCCUCCUGGACGAUGGAUCGGUCAAGGAGGGCCUGGACAGAUUCAAAAAGCUCACCCAGAGUCAGCUCGAUAUCCAGGCAACCCUGACGCUUGAGGUGGCGCUGGAAACGAAUCAGUAUGCCAGCUUCAUCAAGACGACCACAGUCGAGAUCAACGCAACUACAAAGGUUAUCCAGACUGAAGUGUCUGGCUUAGUCGAAGGAGAGCGCAAGCGGACUCUGGACGACACUCGCAAGAAGUACCUGAGCACGAUCAAAACCACGCUUGGUCUAAAGGACGAGCACAUCGUGACAGUGACAGACGCCCGGGAGAGAAUGUGGAAGAGCUCCGUGAAGGACAGCGGCAAAUGGCUGAACGACGUUGAUGCAUACAAGCAAUGGAUUGACAGAGACAGCACAGCGGACCCUUUCCUGGUGCUGACUGGGGACCCAGGAACAGGCAAGUCGUACAUGGUCUCUGCCAUUGCCAAAGAGAUCAAGUCCAGCAACUCUGCGAUCAGGGCUGAGCAGAACCUGGUUGGCUACUACUCGUUCUCGAUCGGUGGGAAGAGCGACAGUGACAGCCAGCGACCAGAGACAGCGAUCAAGUCCAUUUGCGUGCAGCUGGCAGAACAGGGCCAUGUCUAUGCAAAGCAUGUGGCCGGUGCGUGCAGCGAGUCUGGCAAAGAUGAGAAGUACUUUCGAGAUGCCAGCUGUCCGGAGCUCUGGAAGACGUUGGGCAUGGGCUCUCCGGCCAAGAACACAACGCAUUACAUUUUUCUGGACUCUGUCAGUGAAAGUACCCUUCAAGCGAGAGAGCUUGAUCGACUGGUGGAAGCCAUCCAACAGGGAUAUAUCACCGACUCCGAAGAUCGAAAACCCAGUCGAGUCCGCAUCCUCGUCAGCGUGGACCCCCCAGUGCUGGAGAAGAGCAAGCUAAGCUCAGCUUCGACCCAGUGCAUUGACAUUACACAGUACAACCACGAUGACAUCCAAGCCUUCAUCGUGGAAGAGCUCACGAAAGCUGAUCUGUUCCAGGGAACCGACGAGGACUCCCAGCGGCGCAGAAAGAUGACCGAGGAGCGGCUGAUGAAGCGGUCCAACAACUGCUACACCGCAGUCAAGCAGGAUCUGAGCAAGAUCAAAGAGAUCAUUGCCUCGGGUGGUACAGAGGACGAGCUGAAACGAGUGCUGCAGGACGCCAGCUCGGACCCGACGGACCUGGUACGGUCUGAUAUUGAGGCACUCGAAGCCGUUCUCAAGCCAAGGGAGAUCGAAGAGAUCAACGAGCUGUUGAUCUGGACAGUCGUUGGCAGUGGAGCGUUUGAGCUCGAGGAACUGGCGGCCGCCCUGUUCCUUCGCUUCAACACCGUCUCCCUCCAACCGCUGGCAAAGAAGGUCACUGGCAAAUAUUCCAAGGUCUUUAUGCUGGCUUACGGGGACGAAUACAUGACGCUUAGAGAUCACAUCGAAGACUGCGUUGUGGCCAAACGCGACAAGGCCAGGCAUUCCCCUGACGAGCCCAAAAUCACCGCGACCAUCAGCAUCACAAAUGGAAAUAUCAGCUCGGUCCAGCGCUUUUUCUGGGCAUUGAACGACUAUUCCUUCCUUGAAAGAUUUGCCUUCCAGCCCGAGCCAGACAUCGCCAACACCGGCACUAGGAAGAUCCAGCUGUACAAAGUGGAUGCCCAUUUUGAGAUUGUCAAACGGGCAUUUAACUUCUUCCUUGUACCCGAGAAGGAUGAAAGAAGCAAGGCUCUAGGAAGGUAUCUGAUGGGAUACAUCACGGACCAUCUCAGGGCGUUGCACGAAGCCACCGGUCUGGACGAACUCUUACCAGCCGAGAAACAAACUGGGAGUUCCGUCGUUGGGUUUCGUGGCACGAGAGCCAUGACGAAAUGGAGAUUUUCUGGAAAUGGCUGGAUGACCCUGUGGCCGUUGCGCGCCUGGGAGUUCGCGAUAGGCGAUGGCUGGCGGAAAUGA